This is a messenger RNA of Raphanus sativus (radish), 1088 nucleotides long. Its product is annotated as probable protein phosphatase 2C 54. Gene Ontology annotation, molecular function: protein serine/threonine phosphatase activity. Lineage: Eukaryota; Viridiplantae; Streptophyta; Magnoliopsida; Brassicales; Brassicaceae. Gene Ontology annotation, biological process: protein dephosphorylation. The annotation marks the transcript as partial. The transcript is spliced from 3 exons. Gene Ontology annotation, cellular component: cytosol; nucleus. The record is from RefSeq and is a predicted model, not a curated record.
CGACUAAUACAUUUCUUCCUCUAUAUAUAUUUAGGAGAUGUAGGCUCGACAUCGGAGGGAACACAGGUCCCUGUCGAUUCAAUAAUGGCUGACGUGGCGACUAACGAUCUAGACGGAAAAACAAAGGCCGGCCACGGGGUAGUCUCAGUCAUGGGACGGCAGAGAGCUAUGACGACCGCUGUUUCCACUGUCGUCGACGAGAUCCCUUCUUAUGAUAUUUUCGGUAUUUUUGACGGUCUUAGGCUCGCUAAAUUCUACGAGGAGAGGCUGUGUCGGCUUGUGAAGGAGGAGGUAACGGUAUGCCACGGCCGUGGAGUUGCGGCAGACUGGAGUAAAGUGAUGAGAUCAUGUUUUUCGGAAGAGGUGGAGACUGUGAGGUCUACUGCGACGAAAGCGGUGGUUACUAUUGUCGGAAAAGAGGAGGUAAUUUUGCUUUGCAGUGGCGGCGCAAGGGCGGUUCUUUACUCUCAAGGCGGAAUCGCCUUGCCUCUCUGCCACAUCCAUCUUCACCAGAGUGAUGUAGAUCAAAAUUUGAAGAUCCAUAAGCGAACAAUGAUCGAUGAUUUCAUAGUACUUGCAUGCGAAGGCCUAUGGGAAGUGGUCUCCGACGACGACACAUAUCGACUUGUCAAAAGUUGUCUUUACGGAAAAUUACCAGACGGAUGUAAAAGUGAAUCAAGCUCUACAAAGGCUGCGCUAAUCUUAGCAGAGCUUGCAAUUGCUAGAGGAAGCAAAGAGAACAUAAAUGUCAUCGUUAUUGAGUUGAGGAGUUCUGAUGUUUCUUAGCUUCAUUUUUAGGUGUGUGAUGGUUCUCAAUUUAUUAAUAGUUUUGUUUUCCUUUUCUUCAUUAGCAUUUUUCCUUUUCCCUAAUAUAAUUUUCAUCUUACGUCUUGGUUUUAGAUACCUUUUUGGUGUUUCAUUGAGUUCUGUUUCGUUCGAUUAGCUACACUUUCGUUAAUUUUCAGUUGUAUUUUUUUUCUUUAAAUAAAUAAUUGCUUGGGAGUUUGUUUUCCUCACAUAAUGUAUGUAGUAUUUUGUUUUAUUUUAUUUUGUAACAGACACAUAAUAUAUUUAAUACAGAGAAAAAA